GAAGCGAAGCCGCUGGAGAAGGAGGUUCUUUUUUUCUUCUAUCCUUCUUUUUCGUUUUCUUCUUCGCCUUCUUCGUCUCCUCCUCGAACAUUGCAGAGAUCCACCAUGAUAUCACAUGUCUACUGGACAACGACGCAUCACAUCUAGAACAAGAGCAUGCCGCAUUACUAGACUGCCUCCUCGCAAGCGACAACCAAGAUAGCGGAUGCCCGCACGGCAUGCGCCUGUGAUGCUAUUGACUCCACUGCAGUCGCGACUUGCGGCCUCUCUCGCAGGCCUGCUGGUUGUCUUGAUGCUCUACAUUCUUCUCUUCGCACCCACCGCGGCGCUCGCACUGGAGCUUGCAGCACCUCCUCUACCCGACUUGACGACCCCAGCGGAGCCUCUGCGGCUGGGCGCUGAAUCGCAUCAGUUAUACGAACCCGAUUUUGCCUUGUUUGAUCGUGGAAUCGUCGGUCGAGCCCCCGUCGAUGCGACGCCCUUACAAAACAACGUCCCGAUACCAUUGAAUCUUGAACCAGGUGCCACUGCCUGUUAUGUGGUGCAGAAAAGCGUCAUCUUCAGCGGCAGUGGGAACUCGGGCUCUUCCAACUCCAAAAGAGAACUGGAAGGGGACCAAGACCUGGAUAGGCGUGAUGACAAUACCAAUACACCAAAUAAUAACCAAGGCAGCAGCGCUACAAGAACGCUCUACCUGUCUGCAAACACCUGCCUACAACCACAUAACAUCACUGCAGACGCAUCGACACCUCCGCAACUCCGUUUCUUGAUCUCGACUUCUAGCAAGGAUGGAUGCCCUGACGCAACCAAACCUGCGGCCGGAGUUCAGUCAAAGGCAUUCGAGCAAGGCGCUGUCAUGUACAGUUUGAACGCUACGGACGACGUAUACAUCACGGUUGCAGCCCCCAGCGUCUCAAAGGAUUUUCAAGGUAUAUAUAAUUUUGAGAUUGCGGCAUCGAUUGAUGCCUAUUAUUACCAAUACAGCUCGCAGAAUGGGCAACUGUUAUGGAUGGACAGUGACGCCAAAUCCGCCUUGCUCCAGACGGCGAGCUUGACGAGCAACAAGAGUCAGAUUUCGUCCAUCCUCAACGCCGGUCCGCAGUACGAACUUUACGUCCAGGGCACCAAGGCACCGAUUCUCGACGGGCUAACGCGCUCGGUCUGUGGAAUGAAUAACGUUGCUCAGAUUGCCUCCAAAAGGCUGGAUAAUGGGCAAAUGAAUAACAAUGAAUUGGUCCGAACCAAAAUGACCGACAAGGGUCCCGGUGGCUGGCCCAGGCAACAAUUCUACUUUCAAGGACUCACGUCCAGUUCUUCAUAUUCUGGAAUCCUGGUCAAAUAUGGGAAUUCAACAGCCAACUCCAAGAGACAAAGCACAGGGGUGAUUGGGGGCGGAGGCACUGUCUUUCCACCCACCGACUUUCAAACCUCAGCAGGAACAAACUGCAAUCUCAUCACCGAUCUAGACUUUUGUGACGACGUGCAAUGGGCAGCCCCUGGAAAUAACAAGUUUAACAAUACGGAACUUGGAAAUCUUUACGACGCGUAUGCCAAAGAGAUGUAUGACAAUUUUCAAAAGGUAAUGAUGCAAAUUCCUUGCGAAGCGCCAUCUACGCAGCGAUAUUCGUUAGCGGUGGACUGCAAUAAUUGCACAGUGGCCUAUAAACAAUGGCUUUGCGCCGUCGCUAUCCCGCGUUGUGAGGAUUUCUCAAAUCAGAGCAACUAUACCAUUCCACGAAACGCCGCACAGGCCUUCCCGAAUGGCACUUUCCUCCCGGAUGAGAUGAGACAAGAUCUUAUGAAGACGCCGGCUUUCAACACGUCCCGAACUUCCUUCAUAGACGAGGUGAUUGCGCCGGGACCGUACAAGGAGAUCUUGCCUUGCGUGGAUCUUUGCUAUGGGGUCGUUCAGGGAUGCCCAGCGGCGAUUGGCUUUGGAUGUCCCCAGGCUGGCAAACUUGGUUUCAACGUGAGUUAUGGGCUACGAGACCGUAACGGCGGAGCGGUUUCUUGCAAUUACCCAGGAGAGCCGAGAACUCAAGUUAGCGCAUCGGGAGCAGUCACGCCUAGCCUAGCGCUCCUUAUUGGCGCUCUUGGUCUUGGGUCAAGUCUGUUGCUAUGAUUGGGGGGGAUAAAAGAAGAGGAAAAGAGUAGUCAUACCGCAUGCAAGGCGUUCAUGGUUAGCGAUCACUGGGUUUGAAGGGUUGGUUCACUAUUUGAGAAGAAAGAGGAGCAUGGCGUUUUACGGGCGGCAUAUCUUUUUGAUGAAGGCUGGUUUAUGAUUGAGGCUGACCUCGGGAAGGUCGACGGCUCUUUUUGAAUAGAAGCCUGGAGGUUGGCUGGCGACCUGAAUC
Messenger RNA from Trichoderma virens Gv29-8, 2354 nucleotides. Its product is annotated as component of a calcium permeable channel. Gene Ontology annotation, molecular function: calcium channel activity. The record is from RefSeq and is a predicted model, not a curated record. Bases 206 to 2122 code for a protein of 638 amino acids. Gene Ontology annotation, biological process: calcium ion import across plasma membrane. NCBI's taxonomy places the organism in Eukaryota, Fungi, Ascomycota, Sordariomycetes, Hypocreales, Hypocreaceae. The transcript is spliced from 2 exons.